This is a messenger RNA of Cannabis sativa, 417 nucleotides long. RefSeq lists its product as uncharacterized. Lineage: Eukaryota; Viridiplantae; Streptophyta; Magnoliopsida; Rosales; Cannabaceae. The record is from RefSeq and is a predicted model, not a curated record. The coding region runs from base 1 to 417 and encodes 138 amino acids. The transcript has a single exon.
AUGAUGAUGAUGAUAUGUGUUAAUGAAGCAAUUUAUCCAGUAAAUCCAUUAAGUAACUUUGGAAGUGAAAGGACUUACGUUCGAAUAACUAAUUUUGUUGGAUUAAACAAUGAUGUGAAGAUUGAGUGUCGUGAUAACAAAAGUCGUGGGCAAGUUAAUGUUCCUCCAUUCAGAACCUACGAGUUCAAUUUUAAAACCAAGGUUGAAGCUUUUGGAGGUACGAUUUUCAGAUGCAACUUCCAAUGGAUGAAUGGUACUAAACAAGUUGAUUAUUAUGACUAUGAGAUUUACAAUCAACAUAAAACUGAUAAUCGUCUAAAUUGUUGGGUCCUCAAGGUUGAAGGCCCUUGUUACUGCGAUUGUAAAGAUGAGAAAUGUGAUUACAGCAAAUGUCGCAAAUGGCCCAACAAAAAUUGA